UAGGACUUGUUUUAUAAAUCAACGGAUUAGCAAACUGUAAGCUAAAGAAAGAUGGGUGACUCUCAUGAGCUUUCCGGUGACGUUUUUAGACAGUUGUUGAUGGACGUUUCCAACUGGUUUGAUGAACGUGAAUGCAUCAGCAUGAUGAAAGUUUUAUACAGGGACCAUUUGAAAAAUACUUCAAAAUUAUUUGGUGCUUCUAAGAUGAUAGAGUUAUUAUAUAUGUUGUGUGAUUCUGAUAAUUUGGCUCCAAAUGAUCUAGAAAUCCUGUAUGAUACUAUAAAUGUAACUCAUCAAUUUGCUGUACAAAAAGAAAUUAAAGAUAAAGUAACAUCGUGCCCAGAUAUUGAUGAUAUUAGGAAUACUAUAAUUUCAAAAUUCACAACUCACCGACAAAAACUGAUCAAAUUGGGAUUGAAAAUGUCCAAAAAACAGCUAGAAAUUGUCAGUGGACUGUAUAAUAAUACAAAAAAGGACUAUACAGAUAACUGGGACUUGAUUUCUGACCUGGAAGAGAGGAAUAUCAUUUCUGAAGAUAUGAUGGAGACAUUUAUGGAAAAGUUAAAACAAAAUACGUGCCUUAAAAAUCUACAUGCAGAACUGAAUACUAUUCCAGUUGAACCUAAACUGAAACGAUUACAUCCGCCACACACUCAAGAAAAACUGCCGCAACGUAAGGAAAUGCUCUUCCGGCAAUUUUGUAUCCCCCUCCUUUUACGGAAAGUUGAGUUUACACUUCUUACGUGA
Molecule: messenger RNA, 747 nt
Organism: Anneissia japonica
Lineage: Eukaryota; Metazoa; Echinodermata; Crinoidea; Comatulida; Comatulidae
Exons: 4
Coding region: 52-747 (231 amino acids)
Biological process (GO): regulation of apoptotic process
Molecular function (GO): protein binding
Source: RefSeq, a predicted model, not a curated record